Messenger RNA from Mercurialis annua (annual mercury), 1546 nucleotides. Its product is annotated as (S)-8-oxocitronellyl enol synthase CYC2. The transcript has 2 exons. Lineage: Eukaryota; Viridiplantae; Streptophyta; Magnoliopsida; Malpighiales; Euphorbiaceae. Bases 167 to 1339 code for a protein of 390 amino acids. The record is from RefSeq and is a predicted model, not a curated record.
AUAAUACACGCAACCAAAAAUAGGCCAAAUUUAACUUGUUACUUAUUCAACCAAAUCUUUUGAAUCUUAUUAAGACUGGCCACUCCUUCACUUAUACACCGUCCAUUUUUGGUUAAUCUUUCUCCUGUUUAUUUCGUCUUCUUCUCCGAUCUGUCAUUUCUGAACCAUGAGCUGGUGGUGGGCUGGAGCUAUUGGAGCUGCCAAGAAAAAAUUGGAAGAUGAUGAUGCGCCGCGAAGCUUCCAGAGCGUAGCCCUCGUGCUAGGCGUGACCGGAAUUGUCGGCAACAGUUUAGCCGAAAUCCUCCCUUUAUCCGACACACCCGGCGGGCCAUGGAAAGUCUACGGAGUAGCUCGACGUCCCCGGCCAAGCUGGAACGCCGAUCAUCCGGUGGAAUACAUCCAGUGUGACAUCUCCGACACCGCCGAGACACAAUCUAAGCUGUCUCUACUGACUGAUAUCACUCACAUCUUUUACGUGACGUGGACUAACAGACCGUCUGAGGCUGAGAAUUGCGAAAUUAACGGCCUCAUGUUGAGAAACAUUCUCGAAGCUGUUAUCCCUAACGCUCCGAAUCUCCGUCACAUCUGCCUCCAAACCGGGGCUAAGCAUUACGUCGGGUCGUUUGAAUCGAUGGGUAAGAUCGAGAGUCACGAUCCGCCUUUCACGGAGGAUAUGCCGAGAUUGAACUCACCCAAUUUCUAUUACAAUAUGGAAGAUAUUAUGUUUGAGGAGGUGGCCAAAAAAGAAGGACUGACCUGGUCCAUUCACAGACCGGAUCAGAUUUUCGGGUUUUCGCCGUACAGUAUGAUGAAUAUAAUGGGUACUCUUUGUGUUUAUGCUGCUAUAUGCAAACACCAAGGAUUGCCGUUACUAUUUCCUGGAGCUAAAGCAGCGUGGAAUUCUUACUCAGUUGCUUCGGAUGCUGACUUAGUUGCGGAGCAUCAAAUUUGGGCAUCGGUGGAUCCGCACGCCAAAAACGAAGCGUUUAACUGUAACAACGGAGAUUUGUUCAAGUGGAAGCAGUUUUGGAAGGUUUUGGCGGAGCAAUUUGAGAUAGAGGAGUAUGGGAUUGAGGAGACAGAGCAAAAAUUGAGUUUGGUGGAGAUGAUGAAAGGCAAAGAGGCAAUUUGGGAGGAGAUUGUGAGAGAGAAUCAGUUGCAGGCUACUAAGUUGGAUGAGGUGGCCAAUUGGUGGUUUGCUGAUAUAAUAUUUGGCGGUGAAGCUGUGACGUCGAGUAUGAAUAAGAGUAAGGAACAUGGGUUCUUGGGGUUUAGGAAUUCCAAGAAUUCUUUCAUUUCUUGGAUUGAUAAAAUGAAGGGUUAUAAGAUUGUGCCUUGAGUUGGAUUGGGUUUGCUUCUUGAAUUUGAAUUUGUUGGUCUUUGUUGGGGAAUAAAUUGAACUUGGGAAAAUUAUGUGUCAAACAGAUUGUAUCAGUACAGAGUUUAUGAUUCUUUGUUUCUUCUUGUGGAGUUCUUUGUGUUGUCUGUGUGAUUGUCAUGUUUAAAGUAAAAUUUCAUGCAUUGCGAGUUGCAAUGUUCUUGUUUA